CCACCACCUCCUCCUCCUCCUCCUCCUGUUCUUCUCCUUCUACUCCGUGUAUUCUGGAUUUGGCUGCGACGACUACGUCUACGUUGACGGCUAAAGCUUCGGAGGCUUCGCCGACGGCGAUGAUGGCGGUGUCUUCGUCCUUUUCACUUGGACGACGACGGGCCCACCUCCGAACGUUCCUAACGUUCUGCCGCACCGUUAAAACGUCAAACUUUAUCACGAAAACAUGGUAUCUCUCAACCGAGCACGAUGGAAGGGACGGGUGAGAGAGAGGAUAAGAGACCACCACCGCUCUCUUCUUUGCCACCGAGACUCGAUGACGUCAUAUCUAGCGGCCCAAGAUGGCGGCCCCGCGACGGCGCGGCCACCUUUCUCCCCUCCGCACUCCCUCCCGCGCUUCCUUCCUCCCUCCCUCCCUCUAUCUUUCUCCCACUACUCCUUUCGGUUUUCCUAUACUUUCCGAAACCAAUGUUAAAAGUGAUUAAUAAUGCUUAGUUAUUAUGCAAUUUAUAUAAGUUCUUUAUAAAUGUAAGAUACUACAAAUAAUUCUAUAUUGUAAAUUUCAUUUUUUCGAUUAAUCGUCACGAAAAAGGGAACAAGAAAACGAGCUCGUCGUGUCAAGAAACAUCGAUCAAAACUAAACAGCUUUCAAGAAAUAAAACAAGAUGUCAUCCAUUUCUCAUGUACCCAGAAUAAAUCAGCUGGAUGCCACUCUCCUGGAUAACGAGAUUGAUAAAGUUUUUCAGAAUCAGGUAAAAGAAGUCUUUAAAUUUUGUCCACCUGGUAAAGUCGACAAAUGGCAACCAGAGAUUAAAGCUCUUCUUAAAAUUCUCAUUUGGAGUUUUUCCUUGAGAUCCAAGAGCUCUACGUUUGGACAACAAAUGCUUGAUCUUCAUUACGACAACUUGAAUAGAAAAAAAUCUAUAUUAUUCCUAAUUUUAAAUCUCCUGCCGGAGUAUAUUAUAGGUAGAGUAAUAGACAACAGUAUAAUAUCGAGUCACAAAAAAAUGAGCAAGCUUAAAGUUUAUUUAAAAUGGAUAACAACCCUUAUACGCUUGUUAGAAUUUAUAAAUUUGGUCAAUUUUUUACAUCGUGGAACGCAACCUCUGUUGAUAGAAAGAUUAUUAAAUAUUUCCAGUAUUUCUACCAAUCCGCAUAAACCAAGGAGCAUUGGUUAUUCUUAUAUGACUAGAGAACUUCUUUGGCACGGUUUAAUAGAAUUAUUUACAUUAGGAAUUCCUAUGAUAAACUAUCAUUAUUUAAAACAAAAGAUAAAACUGCUUUGGAAUUAUAGAAAGCAAGACAAAAUUAAAAGAUCAUUUCCAAUUAUGAAUGAGUCUACUGUCUGCGCUUACUGUAUGGAGAAACCUAUUUUACCAACCCAUGCUGGUUGCGAACACAUUUUCUGUUAUUAUUGUUUGCAAGCAAAUUUUACUGCAAUGAAGAUGUUACUUUGUCCAGAGUGCAAUACCGAAUUACACGACUGUGAUAUGAAAAAUUAUGUUGCUCGGCCCUACCGCUACAAUCGAGGAUAAUAAUUUAUUGUGAUUCUUUCAAAAGUUAGUGUUAAUUUCAUUUUAUUAUGGAGAUAAUCUUUGUAUAUUUUUUCAUGGUAUAAAUACUGUUACAAAAAGGUUUACGAUGCAUAUCUAUGUAUAUAUUUUUUUUUAUUAAAAAAUAGCAAUACAAAAU
Polistes canadensis is the source of this 1692-nucleotide messenger RNA. It is a transcript of the gene Pex2, whose product is annotated as peroxisome biogenesis factor 2. Gene Ontology annotation, molecular function: zinc ion binding. Gene Ontology annotation, cellular component: peroxisomal membrane. Gene Ontology annotation, biological process: protein import into peroxisome matrix. The coding region runs from base 666 to 1535 and encodes 289 amino acids. The record is from RefSeq and is a predicted model, not a curated record. NCBI's taxonomy places the organism in Eukaryota, Metazoa, Arthropoda, Insecta, Hymenoptera, Vespidae. The transcript is spliced from 2 exons.